Messenger RNA from Penicillium longicatenatum, 1980 nucleotides. RefSeq lists its product as uncharacterized. Gene Ontology annotation, molecular function: DNA-directed DNA polymerase activity; DNA binding. The coding region runs from base 1 to 1980 and encodes 659 amino acids. Gene Ontology annotation, biological process: double-strand break repair via nonhomologous end joining. Gene Ontology annotation, cellular component: nucleus. NCBI's taxonomy places the organism in Eukaryota, Fungi, Ascomycota, Eurotiomycetes, Eurotiales, Aspergillaceae. The record is from RefSeq and is a predicted model, not a curated record. The transcript has a single exon.
AUGGGUAUCGAGCGCCCCAUCCAAAGUGCGUCGGACAUCAAGACCGAGGUGAAUGAGAAAUUAUUUACCGGGCACCCUCCAAUAUUCAUUCUGCCCACCCACAUGACACUGGACAAGCUACAUGAAACUGAAGAUCGUCUACUCAACCACGGGGGAAACCUAACAUAUGACAUCACGGAAGCAGGUAUAAUAUUGGGUAAACUUUCCCAUAAAAAGCGAGCUGCGCUGGAGCUGCGCUCGCGUGGGAUAUGGACCGAGGAAUUAUGCGCAAUUUCCGAGCCAAUGUCAACUUCGUCCAAGGCCGAAGUGGGGCCUCCGCUGAAACGACAAAGAACCACGAAAGUCAAUUUCACUGUCGAUGCUGCAACAGAUAUCGUGAAUCUCAGCACGGAAUCGGAAAUAGACAAGGCGAGAGGUCAACAUUAUCAAGCCGAGAAUGAGGCUCAAACAGUCGCAGUCGUUCAACUGGAUUGGCUAGAUUGUUCAAUCAAGAGUGGUGAACCUCUCCCCUACGGUCCAUUUCUAGUUUACAAGGGACGGAAAGGCAUCGCUGCUCCAUCAGCCACCCCUGCAGCGCCACCCACUAUCAUAUCUAGCCAGAUCAUAAAAAGGGCAAGGGAAGAUGCAGCGGGACGUCCUUCACCAGUGCAGCAACACCACCAAUUUCAAGCUCGACGCUCCAAAGAGCCCACAAACGAAACUCCAAGUCAACGAAACCCACCGGUGCUUUAUCGACAAUCCACAUCCGAGCAUGACGAGACUGUAUCACUCCCGCCCCAACCAGACUGGGUGCGUGACCAAGUGCUGUAUGCCUGUAUGCGCUCAGCACCCCUUCAUCCUCCCAAUGAAGAAUUCAUCUCUCAGUUAGUGAAGAUCCGUCGGAUCCGGGAGCUGACUCUCGAUGAGAUUGGCGUACGAGCGUACAGUACAUCCAUUGCUGCUAUAGCUGCAUAUCCUUAUGUCAUCAAACGACCCAGUGAGAUCAUCGCUUUGCCGGGAUGCGAUGUGAAAAUCGCCAAUCUGUUCGCAGAAUUCCAGCAACAUGGUGCCUGUAGUCACACUGAUGACGAUGGCAAUGUUGCUGCUGCAAGUGCCUUGGAGGGUGACCCAGUCUUGCGUGUCCUAAACAUUUUCAAUGAGAUAUGGGGUGUGGGAGCCAAAACAGCCCGGGAUUUCUAUUAUCAUCGUGGGUGGAGGGACAUCGAUGAUAUUGUGGAGCAUGGUUGGAAGUCGCUCUCCCGCGUGCAGCAAAUCGGAGUCAAAUUCAACGAUGAGUUCAAAGCGGGAAUUUCGCGCUCCGAGUCCGAAAGCAUCGCUGCGAUUGUGCAGUGGCAUGCUAAUCAAGUGCGACCGAAAGCAAACGGCGAGGUGCAAUCCAUUUUGGUCGGGGGCUACCGACGUGGGAAGCAGAUAUGCGGCGACGUGGAUAUUAUACUGACUCAUCGUGAUGAUACAGUCACGCGGAGCCUUAUUGUUGAUCUCGUUGCUAGUCUCGAGACGAGCCGCUAUAUUAGCCAUACGCUCUCCUUGCAUCUCACCUCAACGCUUCGUGAGCAGCAAACAAUACCAUUCCGAGGCGAUGAAACAGGGAAGCAUUUCGAUACGCUCGAUAAGGCAUUGGUAGUCUGGCAAGACCCGCACUUUGAUGACCAAAGCUCUUCGGGAGAUCAAGAUCCCAGUCGUCACAAACGAAAUCCCAAUCCUCACCAUCGUGUGGACAUCAUUAUAUCGCCCUGGAGGACCAUUGGCUGCGCCGUACUUGGCUGGUCCGGUGACACGACCUUUCAGCGGGAUCUGAGACGCUUUGCAAAGAAGGCUCAUAAUUGGAAAUUCGAUUCAAGUGGCAUACGAGAACGCACUUCGGGGGGCCAAGUGGUUGACCUGGAGCACGAUGGCGACAACUGGGAAGAUAGAGAAAAACUUGUAAUGGAGCGAAUGGGGAUUGGAUGGAGGCCAGCUGAAGAGCGAUGCUCACGAUGA